Messenger RNA from Nothobranchius furzeri (turquoise killifish), 3433 nucleotides. Lineage: Eukaryota; Metazoa; Chordata; Actinopteri; Cyprinodontiformes; Nothobranchiidae. The record is from RefSeq and is a predicted model, not a curated record.
CGCACCAUCUACCUUGCCUGGAGUUGUUCCCACGUCUCGCCGCUCAAAGAUCUUCUGAACUCCUCUCUCCACGUCUGCCCGCCUGCCUCACGCCCUGAACUCCUCACCCGGUCCAACUUCUCCCAGUUCGCCUCCGCUCUAGUCCUGGCUCCUGACCGUCCAUGCGUCACCAUCCAUCCACUAUGCUGCCGUGGUCUCGGUUUAGGAGGCAGGAAUGUAAAUCCAGAGGGAUUAGGGAGGACGCAGCGGGCUGUGCGCCCCCCAGCAGCUCGCCUCGAUCGAUGCGUAAAGAGAGGACACCUCCCAGGCUCCGCGUGCGUCUCCGCUCACUGGGAUUUGGGAUUAUUUGGGAAAGCGCGACGCACGCGGCUCGCUGACAGAUGAAGAUAGUCUGAUGUGAAGGAGAGCCAGGGGGACUGGAGCUUCCGUCCCGGAGCGCAAAGAGGGACAUGGGUCAGCUCAAUGCUGCGACUCUUUUACCUUUCGGAGCGUUUUGGGUUGUUUUCCUUUGGGAAUCCGGUGCCAGUUCCAUCAGGACGACGGCCUCAGUGGACACAUCCAGGAUGGAGUGUCCGGAUAAUAAAAUCCUGACUGUGGAGUAUUCCUGCGUCAGAGCAGGGGGGGUGAACAGCACCUGUUUCAGGAGGAAGUGCUGUGAGGGGUUCAGGUUUGUGAUGGGCCAGUGCAUACCUGAAAGUGUGGACGUUUGUGCCGCGUCUCCCUGUGAGCAGCAGUGCACCGAUAACUUUGGACGGGUCGUCUGCACGUGUUACCCUGGUUACCGCUUCGACCGGGACAGACACCAAAACCACAAAUCUCCCUACUGCUUGGAUAUAGAUGAGUGUGAGGACUCCGGCAGAGGUGUGUGUGACCAUGAGUGUGUGAACACCAUGGGCAGCUUCCAGUGCCGCUGUCACACUGGGUACUUCCUGGCAGCAGACCAGCGGUCCUGCAUCCUUGUGCACAACCUGAGUUCUUCGGGGAAGUCGGACACCCUGAUGAGCUCCGGUACCUGCUCAUUCACCUGUCAGGAUUUCAUUAGCAUGAAAACCAACCUGCUUCAGCUCAAGCUGAGGCUGGGAAACACGCAGUCGCCCAACCAGGUUUCCGGUUUGGCGAACAGCAGCGACAAACCGUCUCUGGGACGGGGAGGAAAGAUCCCCGAUGGCUCUUGUCUCCCUGGUCUACCCGGCCCUCCAGGAGUUCCAGGGGUUCCAGGACACCCAGGAGAGCCAGGAACCCCAGGAGAACAGGGGGAGGGGGGUCCUCCUGGUCCAAGGGGUCCACGAGGAGAUAUGGGGCCCACGGGUCCAGAACCAGACCUGACUCAUAUAAAGAGGGGUCGCAGGGGGCCAGUGGGACCACCAGGGGCGCCAGGGAGAGACGGACUAAAGGUCCUCGUUCCAGGGCCUCAAGACACCAGAUCUGUUGUGUUGCUCUCUCAGGUGAGUUGUGUGACUGACUGUUUUAGAUGAGCACACAGAUAAAACAGGCUGAGAUCAUCCAGAUGUUUCCUAGAGCGCGAGGAAUUUUCUCACUGAACCACUGUGGCCCCAUGCUUUCUACAUGUGUGUUUUAUAAACUCAACUCAGUAUUCUCCACGUACUUCUUUUAUUCUCUCUUAGACCAACGAUCAGGUCACUAUAUCAAACAAAGGCCAGUCACCAUUUACUGUCAUUUAAAGUUGUAAGCUCGGCGUUUAAAAUACCCUAAAACUCAGCCGCGUCGACACGCCUCUUCUUUCCACUCAGAAAAUAUUCCAUCCUUAUUCACACUUUUACCAUGACACCAAGGAAGUGUGCUGUUGGACUGAAGCCAAGGUUUCCAGAAAAAUUCCCUCGGACGUGCUCCGCGCUGAGUAAUGAGCUCCACACACGGGAGGCAACAUCGCCUCUCCGCCAUUCAUUUUCAAUGAGACAUCACAAAAGGAAGUGAUUUUACAUAUUUAACUUUAAACCACCAAGUUCAGGACCCAUCCAUAAAUUUAAACAUAAAACAGAUAAUUACUCACCGUUGGGAGGAAUAAUUUCAAUAUUCUUCAUAAUUGAUCGAUAGAUAAAGAAUAGAUUUAGAAGAAAUGGCUCAACGCCGUUCACGGAAAGCAAAAUCUCAUUAUUUAGAAACUGGGUUCAUUAGCUAACUCACUACAACUUUUAUUUAUCAUCACUGUCUUCCGUUUGUUUUAAGUAACUGGAACAAAAAUCUGCAGAUUAACAUCUUUUUAUUUCUUUUUUUUUUACCAUUGAUUUGAUUUCUGGACACUCUUGAUGUCUCAUGAUCCACAGUGAGGUCAUGACCCCAACUUUAAGCCCCUCCAGUGUAAAGCUCAGGAUUAUUCUUGUUUAUAAUUUUCCAUGAGGCCACAAAGUGAUUAUUAGCCUGAUUAAAGAAGUCAGACUUUUACUUUGAAAUGGUUGGUAUUUUUAUGAUCCGAACGAGUCCAGCAGCAGCUGUUGUUGGUAGAAAAGUGAAAAUCAUCAUGUUCAUGUUGAGAUCAGAACAAGAAACCAUCUUGUCUUCCUUCAUAAUCAAGACUUUGGUUCCUCUGCCUUUUGUGAAGGACUCAGCUUGUUUUCACUCGUCAGCUGUUUCUGCCCUCUCAUCUGUAAACACGACUGAUCUAGUGUCAGCCGGUGUGUGUUUCACAGAUGAUCGUUUAUGCUUCACAAUAAAAGUUGUUUGAACUUUUGACACAACAAAUGAAACUGCCUGGGAAAAAAAACGUCGUAACUGUUUUCAAAGCCGGAAACAAGGAUUCUAUGUGUAAUUACCGGCGAUAUCCAUCUUAUCUAUACUAUCAUAAGUGAUCAAGAAAGUUGUAACAGAGAAACUAGCCAACCACUUGGAAGUUAACUAGCUUCUUCAUCCGUUCCAGUUUGGAUUUCGAUCAGCUUGUUUAACCGAAAUUGCAACCUGCUGUUUCCUGGAAGAUGGUGGUGGGCACAGUUUUCCUAGACCGUAAAAAAGCCUUUGAGGGUGAAAAUCACAGCUUGCUUUUAGCAACAUCUCCUUUUAGAUGGUAGAUUGUUUUGUUUCAUACCUUAGGGAUAGGGAACAGUGAGUGAAAGUAUAUCCGGAGUUAUUGUCAUUCUUAACUCUUCAGUGGGGCAUCCCCCAAGGUUCCAUAUUAGAACCCUUGUUGUUUUCCCUUUUUAUAAAUGACUCACCUUUCGUUUACCCGGAGGUCAGGAGCCAACUCUGCUACUACUACUACUAUUACUGCUGCUGCUACUACUAUUAUUACUGCUGCUACUACUACUACUACUGCUACUACUACUACUACUACUACUACUACUACUACUAUUAUUACUGCUGCUGCUACUACUACUAUUACUGCUGCUGCUACUACUAUUAUUACUGCUGCUACUACUACUACUACUGCUACUACUACUACUACUUUUUUUUACUGCUGCUGCUACUACUACUGCUACUA